UCCUUCAGUCACCAGUCCAACAGUCCAGCUGACUGGACGCUGUUGUAGAAUUCAGCCGGUGUGCGAACGUUUAUGAGGUCUUACAGCAAUAGUAGAUAAAUAACAACUAAGUAAACUGUUUAAAAACCUAAUGAAAUGCGAGCCAGCCGUUUGUUUGCGGACCUAACGCUGAGCUCGUUAGCGUUAGUUAGAGGCCAGAACGGCGUAUUUGCUUGGACGCUAGUUAGCUAGCGUUAACUAAAGCUAGUUAGCUAGGCUAGGUUAGCUUAAUUUAAUUUUAUAGCUUUGCUAGAUAAAGCUAGUGAUAAAGCUGUGUUAUAUACAUUGCUGUUAAUUUACUACUAGUGUUUAACGCUUAUGACAAGCCUCUAAUACAGAGCAAUAUGACCUUUGACUAAAGCCGGUGAGUGCUCGGCUUGAAUCAGUUUCUGCAGUUAACGUUAUAGCUGUUAGCUUGCUUUAGCUAACGUUAGCUUGAUAAACUGUCAGUUACACUAGAAGGUGAGGAUAUAUGUUUAGUUGUCUCUUUAUCUUUCUUUUAUUUCGUUUGAGCUUUAAAGCCGAAAUUAUCUAGCUAGCAGUCUGUUGGGUUAGUUCAAUUCAUUAGGAGGAGCUCAGCUGAGUGUGAAGUGACAAACAGCUGGUUAGCUACAGAGGCUUAACCCACAGCGUCCCUCCUCCUACCGCAUUCACCGACGGGCGGUCGCGUCUGUCUGUGUGUGUGUAUGUGUGGAUUUGUCCUUAGUUGCGUGUGAGGAGGGGAAAUGACAGGGGACGUCUCUCCUCCUCUCUUAGAGAAGACUGUGACUGGUUUAUCGAGGAACUGCUGACUGUGAGAGAGUGAAACAUGGUCAGUUUCAGCGGUUCUCCUCUCUGCGCCGCGGACUGGAGGAGCUAACCUAACCUAACCUAACCUAACUGGAGUGGCUUGACCGACUGCGGAGUUGAAGCGGUUUCAGCCAAUUCAGGACACGCGGCUGUUCGCUUAAUUUUUCACGAUUAAGCAGAGGUUAAGAGAAAAUAGCCAGACCAUGGCUUCUUUAUUCGUGUGUAGCGAUUUUUUAAAAGCAUAGUCUUAUUUAAAGGAGGUCAGGGUUGUUUGGUCUUAGCUGGGAUUCCCAUGAAACGAGAUCAAGAUGACGGUGGAAAACUCUACAAUUAAAAAUCGGAUUAAAAACCUGCUCCGAUCACCUUCCAUCAAACUAAGGAAAAAUAAAUCUGGGAGAAACAAAGAAAACCUAGGAAAUAAGGUAACUCUCGAGAAGGUUUUGGGAAUUACAUCUGCAGGAAACCGUGGCUUGGCCUGUGACCCUCGCUCAGGUCUGGUUGCGUACCCAGCAGGGUGUGUGGUGGUGCUGCUGAACCCCAAGAAAAACAAACAGCAUCACAUUCUCAACAGCUCUAAGAAAACCAUCACCACUGUAGCGUUCUCACCAGAUGGCAAAUAUGUGGUCACAGGCGAGAGUGGUCAUAUGCCUGCAGUGCGUGUGUGGGAUGUGGCGGAGAGGACUCAGGUUGCAGAGUUGCAGGAGCAUAAGUAUGGCGUGGCCUGUGUGGCCUUCUCCCCCAACAGCAAGUACAUCGUCAGUGUGGGCUACCAGCACGACAUGAUCGUCAACGUCUGGGCCUGGAAGAAAAAUGUAGUGGUGGCUGCUAACAAAGUGUCCAGUAAAGUGACGGCUGUGUCGUUCUCAGACGACAGCUCCUACUUUGUCACAGCAGGCAACAGGCAUGUGAAGUUCUGGUACUUGGACCAUGAUAAGUCAUCCAAGGUCAAUGCCACAGUGCCAUUAUUGGGUCGUUCUGGGCUGCUGGGAGAGCUCAGAAACAACUUCUUCAGUGACGUAGCCUGUGGUAAGGGUCGGAAGGCUGCCAGCACUUUCUGCAUCACCUCCUCAGGCCUGCUGUGCGAGUUCAAUGACAAGAGGCUGCUGGAUAAGUGGGUGGAGCUCAGGAAAAACGACAGUAUCACAACCGGACUGGCCACCUCCCUGUCUGUGACAGAGGAUCUGAUAUUCUGUGGCUGUGCUGACGGGACUGUGCGAGCCUUCAGCCCAAUCAAUCUGCAUUUCAUCUGCACUCUUCCUCGCCCACAUAGCCUCGGCACUGACAUAGCCACUGUCACCGAGGCCAGCCAUCUCUUUGCCUACAAUGUGGAUGCCCGGUACCCUGACACAGUGGCUGUGUCCUAUGACCCCACCAACCGGUGGCUGUCCUGCGUGUACAACGAUCACAGCCUGUAUGUGUGGGAUGCCCGUGACCUGAGAAAAGUGGGCAAGGUCUACUCUGCCCUUUACCAUUCAUCAUGUGUUUGGAGUGUGGAGAUGUACCCAGAAAACAGUGAGCAGGAGCAGCUCUGCCUCAGUCCAGGAUCUUUUCUCAGUUGUUCUUCAGACAACACCAUCCGCCUGUGGAACACAGACAUGCACAGUACCACAAUCAAUCGCAACGUGAUCAGCAAUGACCUCCAGAAGAUUAUUUACAUGGAAGAUUAUAUUACCACCCUGCUGGACACAGACUGCACCAUCUCCAGCAAUUCUGAGAAGGCUGAUCCACAGACCUCUGACAACAGGACGGGCAUUAGGACCAUGUGUGUCAGUCCUGACGGGCAGCACCUGGCAUCAGGGGACCGCAAUGGAACACUGAGGAUCCAUGAGAUGCAGAGCAUGGAGGAGAUUCUGAACGUGCAAGCCCAUGACUCUGAAAUCCUGUGUCUGGAGUAUUCAAAGCCAGAGACGGGACUGAGGCUGCUGGCCACAGCAAGCAGAGACAGGCUGAUCCAUGUUCUUGAUGCUGAGCGAGAGUAUGGCCUGCUGCAGACACUGGAUGAACACUCCUCCUCCAUCACAGCAGUGCGUUUUGCCGCAAAUGAUGGCAAAAUCAGAAUGAUCAGCUGUGGUGCUGACAAAAGCAUCUAUUUUCGAACAGCUCAAAAGACAGAUGAAGGAACUACAUUUACACGCACCCAUCACAUUGUGAGAAAGACUACUCUCUAUGAUAUGGAUAUCGACCCCACACGGAAUUAUGCUGCUAUUGGCUGCCAGGACCGCAGCAUCAGGAUCUUUAAUAUCAGCAAUGGCAAGCAGAAGAAGUUGUAUAAGGGCUCUCAGGGGGAGGAUGGCACUCUCAUUAAGGUUCAGAUGGACCCCUCGGGGCUGUAUGUGGCGACCAGCUGCUCAGACAAAAACAUCAGCAUCUUUGACUUCUACUCUGGAGAGUGUGUAGCCACCAUGUUUGGGCACUCUGAGCUUGUAACCGGGAUGAAGUUUACCAACGACUGCAAGCACCUGAUAUCAGUGUCAGGAGACAGCUGCAUCUUUGUGUGGAGGCUGAAUCCGGAGCUGACCAUCAAAAUGAGGCAGCGACUCUCUGAACUAAAACAGAAGAACAAACCUGUACAGAAGAGCCCACCUAGCAAACAUCACAUCAGGAAAGAGGUGUACAGCGCUCCAGCUAUCGGAACCAUGUCAUCUGACAGUGAUAAAGAGGCAGAAGAGGAGGAGGGGAUAGAAGAGGAAGACGAGGACAAUUUUGUCCACUUGUCUUCUGGCAGCAGCACAGGAGAGGAGAAUGGAUUACCAGAUGAAAAACACAACUUGGAUAAUUCCCACAUCAGAGAACCUAGAAAGCGUUCUGAGAGCACUGCAGGGUGUGAGGGCUCAGGGCCGAGACCACGGAGACGCUGGUCCAGGCGAAUAGGCAGCAUGGACCUUGUGGUGAAGUCUAUGCUUGACCUAAGACAGCUGGAGUCCUUUGCUACAUCGCCACACAGGAACUCUACCUUCACCAGAGAGUCACCAGUGCCCUCAGAUCUAGAGAUGGGGAGCACCAACAGCGUGCACACCAUCGCUGCCUGGGUGGCAGAGUCAGACACGCAGAACUUUCCUAUGCCAAGAGGACACUCCCGCCCACACUACAUCCAGCUCUCACCUGAAAGUCCUGACGCAGAGCCUGUGGUGCUGUAUCCUGAGGGCUCUGAGGACAGGAUCAGUCUGGCAGGCAGUGAGUACCAGGUAAAGGAGUUCGCGUAUGGAAUGAGAAGGCCUAAAGAAAACUCCUGUCCUGAAAAACAAAGCCCUGACAGUGCCUGCUCAAUGGACUACUCCAACAGCUGCCUCUCCAGCCCAGAGCAUCCAGGGGAGGACUCCGAGCCGACUGAGCCACUAAGUGUAGACGGUAACUCAUCCGAGCUGGACAUGGAAGAUCUAGAGGAAGAAGAGGAGGAGAGCCCUAGGAAGGGUGGGGCCAAUACCUCUGUACCUCAGACCCCAGACCAGGAAGCCUUUCUUAAGACACACUUUGGAAAUCUCACGGACUUAAGUACCUCAGCCGGCCUAGAUCAAGUUACUCCAAAAGUCACAGAGAGUGUCAGCAUCUCCUCCAAGUUCCUCUCUCAGAGCUCCUCAAGUUGUAGGCAGCCAUUUCCAUUUUCUACAACCAAAAACAGUGAAAGCAAGGCUACCAGCGGAGUGGUGCGCCCCCUAGUGUCAGAAGUACGACCUCUGAUGGACGACAGAGUCCUGAGCCAGCAACAGGAACGCAGCAGCUCUGAGAGGAGCUCAGGCCCACGCUUUACCCCACAGAAGAAACGUGUCUCUUCAGCAGACUCUCGCAAAGCAACCAGUCCCGUCAGCAAAGCCGCUGCUGCUUUUCAGGCUAACUCAGCUGGCAUGAGGAAAGCCCAGUCCAUACACAACAUCUCCUCAGAGGCUAACCUGCCUCAAACACCAACACGCCCAUCUAAGGAGGUCCCCCCUCAGCCCCAGCUUUCUGAGCGUUCUCAAACGUCCAUGGUGCGCCGCCCCCUUCCCAAUCUCCCUCUCUCUAGUCCUACGUCUUCCCAGCCUUCCCAACGAGAGUGUCCCACACCCACCAGGUCCAGGGGCCACUCCUACAUGAGCCCCACCACCAGCUCCAUGGCCAAGAUGUCCCGCUCUGUGUCCAUGGGAGACAGCCUGAAUGUGGGAGAAUUCGGAGAGAACUUUGCACCGCAAGACUUGCGCCGGGCUUCUGAUAUUUCCAGCAUUCGCAAUGGCUCUCAGAUCAAGCCAACUUCUCCUGUAGUCCUGCUACCCUCCUCAUGUACCACUGUAGCCUCAGCCUCAUCUGCUCCACAUGCUGCCGUUGUACCUACUCUAUGUGGUGGCUCCUCAACGAAAGGCCUCCAGCCCAAACUGACAGGCAGCGCACGCCCACAGCUGAACGUGGAUGUCCAUAAACCUCUUCCAGACAAGCCCUCCCUUGGCCCCUUCUCCCCUCACAGCAAGGUGCCCAAGCCUGGUCAGAAAGAGGAGCAUUGUUUCAGGACUCAAGUGAGUAUAUGUCCACUCCCUGGACCAGAACCUCUGCAUCUUCUCUCUAAUGACGUUCAGCUUACCAUGUAUGUGAGCCCCUCAGCGGAGAUUCCCCUAGACCAGAGCCAGCACAGCUCUGAGCAGUUCAUGGAACCAGAGGGGAUCCAGAAAGCACAUCAUCCAGAGACAGUUCUUGAGGAGACCAAGGCUGAGCAAACCCCUCAGGGCCAGGACAGUGUGGUGUGUCUGCAGGCCAACAGUGGAGCACAUGAUUCAGGUUUGCUGGGAUGCCACUCCUCGCUCCUUCUCUCAUCUGUGCCACUUCGGCUAGGGCUGCCCAAGCACUUCUUUACCAGCGGGCUCUGGCCCAUCUCUUCCUCCGUUUCUUCCAUAACUUCCUCCAUCUUCUCCACUUCAUCCUGUCCAUCCAUUAACCAUUACCAGCUUAAGGACCCUACUCUUAGUGUGGAAUCCUGCAGACUGGUGGCUACUGAACUUCAGAGCAGUUUCAAAAGGGCCUCCCAUCUCUACAGAAUGCUAAGCAGUUCCAACACCUCCAGUCACGAACAGCAGGAGAUGGCUCAGGUGCUGACUGAGGCGUUUGAGAUGGUGCGGACUGAGCUGAACUCGCUGCCCUGCAGCUCCAACAGUGGCUCCCUAUGCAUGCUGGGAAACAGGGCAAUGGACAUGGGGGAGGACAGGACGCUGGCUCUGUUGGAGCAGUAUUCUCAGCUCCUCCUCAGGGCUGUGGAAAAGAGGAUGGACAGUAAAGUCUGACUUGCCCUUCUUACUUUUCCUUUCAAUCGGAACACUGAGGCGGAGACCGGAUCCCAGGCCAUGAUACUGCACAGUAACAGGCUAUUUUAACAUGCUUUUUUUUUAAGAAACGGCUUAAAAUGAAAUUCCACAGGUGUGGCCGAUAAGAACUGUUUACUUAGUGUAUAUAUAU
Messenger RNA from Astyanax mexicanus (Mexican tetra), 6243 nucleotides. RefSeq names its product mitogen-activated protein kinase binding protein 1 (gene mapkbp1). Gene Ontology annotation, molecular function: protein binding. Lineage: Eukaryota; Metazoa; Chordata; Actinopteri; Characiformes; Acestrorhamphidae. The transcript is spliced from 31 exons. The coding region runs from base 1137 to 6071 and encodes 1644 amino acids. The record is from RefSeq and is a predicted model, not a curated record.